Messenger RNA from Lytechinus pictus (painted urchin), 2980 nucleotides. RefSeq names its product myeloid-derived growth factor-like. Bases 86 to 559 code for a protein of 157 amino acids. The transcript has 5 exons. The record is from RefSeq and is a predicted model, not a curated record. NCBI's taxonomy places the organism in Eukaryota, Metazoa, Echinodermata, Echinoidea, Temnopleuroida, Toxopneustidae. Gene Ontology annotation, biological process: positive regulation of angiogenesis; positive regulation of endothelial cell proliferation.
AUACACGCCGCACCAUACAGGGAACACGUCUAAGACUCUAAAGCCGGGGGCAGGGCCGAGAUCUAUUCAGUGACACGAACGCAAAAUGGAGUGGAAAUGCAUAUUUGUAUUAUUUUUCUUUCUUAUUAUUCGUCUUCAGUCAGUAAGAUGUGAAGAAGAGCCGAAGGUACUAACGGAAACAUUCGACGUCAGACCUGGAGGGGAAUCUCAUAAAGUAGAAAAGGCCCUUGGAUCAUUCAAGUGCAAAUUUGUAUACGUAGCUCAAGGAGGAACAAAUGAGGAAUGGGACAUCAUUCUUUCAAAGGAUGAAUUUGGUGCUUACUCGUGUACUGUUGUGAGACCUGGAGGAACAUCUUACAUAUUUUUUCAGCAAUUCAAGAUGAAGAUUGCUGGAGCAAGACUGACAUCAGUCAGAGCAGCGGGCAGUCAAGAUGUACCUCUAGAGCCUGAUGAGUAUGUUGUCAGCAAACAUCACAAUGAAGUUCGCAGCAAAAAGGAUGUAUUCAAAUCUAUUCUCAGGGAGCUUACGGUGAAUGCAGAACCAAAAAGUGAAUUGUAACUGGGGUAAACUCUUUAACCUGUUGCUUUACAAAGCCUAUAGGUUAAAAGUUUACUGAUGACAUAAAGAAAAAAUUCCUGUUAGAAAUUUUUUUCCAUAGUUUAGUUUUUAUUUCCAGAUCCACUACCUUUAAAAAAAAAAUCUCUCUAUUUUUAUUCAUUUGUUUAUUUUUAUUUAUUUUUUUUUUUUUGGGGGGGGGGGGAGGAUCCUGCCCAUGUAGAAAACCAGAGAAGUAGAUAUAUGAAAGUUUGAAUAGAAUCUGAUGAACAAUUACAAAGUUAUUACAUUUGAAAAGUUGUAGAAAAAAAGGUUGUUCUCACUGUAUUAUGGAGAUUUAAAAUCAGCUACAUUUAUGAAAAUAUUGCAAUUUUGGGAAUGGACUACUCCUAACUUUUCUAUUGUAAACGAAAUUGCCAAAUCUCAUCAUAUUCUAAAUAUUUUCAAGAGUAUGAGUGGGCUUACAAAAUUUCUUCUUUUGUGUUCCUUUUUUACCCAAAGGAAAUUGCAUUUUUUUUUGGAAUUGGUCCUGAGAAAAAUGUAUCCUGAAAAAAAAAAUCAUUGCAAAUUGUCUCAUCUGUACAGCUGUGAUUACUGUUACCAAAGAUCAUUGAACAUUUUUUAUGUUUACAAUGUUGAAAAACAGUUGUUAUCUUACAAGUGUCACUAGAGUGGCAUACAAUUAUUAUUAUUAAUUAUAAUAAGCAAGUGCAAAGGCGUCCUCUUUCAUUUUUGAAGUUUUAUUUUUUCAAUGAGUAAUGAGUAAUAUGUGUCACUAAAAUGUCUAGUCUUGUGUAUCAAUAGCAAUCUUGAUUCUGGUGGAUUAUAUAUAUAUAUAUAUAUGGUGAAAUCAAUGGGAGCCAAGAAUAAUGGUAGUUAAUCAAUUUUUGUGAUGCUGAAAAACUGUCUGUACCAGGAAUCAAACAAGGAUAACGGACAGAACUUUCAUUAAACCUACCCUCUAUACCAUUUAUUUCACUACAUAUUACCGUAAUUGUUGCCAAAGCUGCUGUACGUCAUUUCAUACACUAUACAUGUAUAUAUGAUAUAUAUAUAUAUAUCUCAUCUUCAACUCCCACAAUUCAUUUAUUUCAUUAAUAUAUUCAUGUAUGGAUCAUUACAAAAAUACAAAUGACACUGAAAUAUGUUUGUUUUGUGGAGGAUUUUUAUGUUAAUUUUUAGUCAAUUUAUAUACCUAAAUGAUGGCAUGUCUGCAAAAAUUUUUGUCUGAAACGACAUCAAGCAGAAUCCUUUGACAUGUAUUUUUUAGGAGCUUUAGCUCUAUGAUAUAAUUUCUCUAAAAGGUUUACUUGGCAAAAAAUGUUGAUUUGAGAUGUCUGCUCUUAAUUUUUGAUGAUUUUGGACCAGAUACUGCCUGCUUGUUAAAAAUUGUAAAUCACCAUGGAUACCAAAGUUAUUAAUGUACCCCCCUAAAUUUAGGGCAAUGUAAUUGAAAAAGUGUAUCUCCAAGUACUUUAAUAAACAUGACAUGAGUUAAUAGGAGAAAGAUGUAGCAUUAUUUGCUAGGAAGAUUACAGAAAUGGUGUCUUUAGUCCAAAGCUUUCUUUAUUUGUGGAAUAUAUAUACAUGGAUGCCAUUUAGAAUUGUUUUCAAAAAGUCAGAACAUAAUCUGGAAAAGGCCAUUUUGCACACAACAAAAUUGUUUUCUAUGGCUGAAAAUAAGUCUGAAUUCAGACUUAUGUCUGAAGAGUGGAAUCCUAGCUGUUGAGACUUCAGAUUUUGUAGCAAUUUUGCCAAAAUUACUUACGAUUUUAAACAGCACUUUCAUUUUAAAAUGUAUGUCUCAUGCCAUAAUGAAACAAUACAAGUUUACUGAUUGAAAGGAUGCAUGUGACAGAGGGUUAGCUUGCCAGAAUGACUAGUGCAUGUAUUGAUCAGUACUUAUAACCCAAUAUAUUGUAUCUCCUUUUUAAUUGAAAAGACAACGUUCAGGGGGGGAGUACAGCACCUACAAAGGGAUAUAAGACACUUUUUAUGGGAAAAUCAUAAAAUUUUAAUUUCCUUGACGGGAGGGGGGGGGCUUGACUUACACGUAUCAGAUGUUUAAAAGAAAAAUGUUACCUACUGGUAAAUGCUAAAUCGCCACUGCCUCAGAUGAAGGUGUGAGAGUGGUUGGAUGUGAUGCUCUAACCUAGGCAACUUAAUUUCCUAUUGCAGUUGAGAAUUAUUGAAAAAAGGUCCCAAUCCGUCUUGAUUGCAUGUACAUUAAGCAUUUAUACAUUCCAAUGUGAAUACUGAUUAUCACUUUAUUUACCUAUUACUGGAUUGCAUACAUUCAGAAUUUCAGAAGUGCCUUACUUUUGAUAGAUUAUGUCGUGGUGGUUGAAAUGAAAUAACUAAAUCUAUAUUGUUGCAAUUAUCGGUAUGUUCUUUUCUGCUAUGUUUGGAACUUUUUAAAAUUAU